GGGCUUGGAGGGAGGGAUAGGGCAGAGAACCUCAUGGGCACAGUGCAGGCAAAGCAGGGCCCAGGAACCUGAAAAACCAGAGGACCUCCGGAAGUUUCACCAGCAGGCUAAGUUUGGGGUUUUCUGUGUUGGACUGGGUGUCCCUGCCUGCCUCCUGCCUGAGCUUCUGGGAGCCCACAAGGGAGCAGCCACGGCUGAGGUAUGUGAGAAGCUCCAGGAUGCGUGCUCCAGGUGCGGGCUCGGCCUCCAUGGCUUCGUUGGUCCUGUUGUGGCUGCUGGGGCUGCCGUGGACCUGGAGCACAGCGGCGGCGCUCUGUGUAUACGUGGGCGGCGGCGGCUGGCGUUUCCUGCGCAUCGUCUGCAAGACUGCGAGACGGGACCUGUUCGGCCUCUCUGUGCUGAUCCGAGUGCGCCUGGAACUGUGGCGGCACCAGCGCGCCUGCCACACCAUCCCAGGGAUCUUCCAGGCAGUGGCGCAGCAGCAGCCUGAUCGGCUGGCCCUGGUGGAUGCCGGCAGCGGCGUGUGCUGGACCUUCGCACAGCUAGACGCCUACUCCAAUGCCGUGGCCAAUGUCUUCCACCAGCUGGGCUUCUCGCGUGGUGAUGUGGUGGCCAUCUUCCUGGAGGGCCGGCCGGAGUUUGUGGGGCUGUGGCUGGGCCUGGCCAAGGCGGGCGUGGAGGCCGCUCUGCUCAAUGUCAACCUGCGACGUGAGCCCCUAACCUUCUGCCUGGGCACCUCGGGCGCCAAGGCCCUCAUCUUUGGAGGGGAGCUGGCAGCGGUGGUAGCUGAGGUGAGUGGACAGCUGGGGAAGAGCCUGCUCAAGUUCUGCUCUGGAGACUUGGGUCCUGAGGGCGUCUGGCCGGACACCCAGCUCCUGGACCCACUGCUGAAGGAGGCAUCCACGGCCCCCUUGGCCCAGUCCCCUGGCAAGGGCAUGGAUGAUCGACUCUUCUACAUCUACACGUCGGGGACCACGGGGCUGCCCAAGGCUGCCAUUGUCGUGCACAGCAGGUACUACCGCAUUGCGGCCUUCGGCCACCACGCCUACAGCAUGAGGGCGGCAGACGUGCUCUACGACUGUUUGCCCCUGUAUCACUCCGCAGGGAACAUCAUGGGCGUGGGGCAGUGUCUCAUUUACGGGAUGACGGUUGUCCUCCGCAAGAAGUUCUCAGCCAGCCGCUUCUGGGACGACUGCGUCAAGUACAACUGCACGGUGGUCCAGUACAUCGGGGAGAUCUGCCGCUACCUUUUGAAGCAGCCAGUGCGUGAGGCGGAGGGACAGCACCAUGUACGUCUGGCAGUGGGCAAUGGGCUGCGGCCGUCCAUCUGGGAGGAGUUCACCAAGCGCUUCCGUGUGCACCAGAUCGGCGAGUUCUAUGGGGCCACCGAGUGCAACUGCAGCAUCGCGAACUUGGAUGGGAAGGUGGGCUCCUGUGGCUUCAACAGCCGCAUCCUGCCCAACGUGUACCCCAUCCGGCUGGUGAAGGUCAAUGAGGACACCAUGGAACUACUUCGAGAUGCCCAGGGUCUCUGCAUCCCAUGCCAGACUGGGGAACCCGGCCUCCUAGUGGGUCAGAUCAACCAGAAGGACCCACUGCGUCGCUUCGAUGGCUACAUCAGUGAGAGCGCCACCAGCAAGAAAAUUGCCCACAGCGUCUUCUGCAAGGGUGACAGUGCCUACAUCUCAGGUGAUGUGCUGGUGAUGGAUGAGCUGGGCUACAUGUACUUCCGGGACCGCAGUGGGGACACCUUCCGCUGGCGUGGGGAGAACGUCUCUACCACUGAGGUGGAGGGUGUGCUGAGCCACCUGCUGGGCCACACAGAUGUGGCCGUGUACGGGGUGGCUGUGCCAGGAGUGGAAGGCAGAGCAGGCAUGGCGGCCAUCGUGGACCCGCAUGGCCAGCUGAGCCCCAAUGCACUGUACCAGGAGCUACAGAAGGUGCUAGCGCCCUAUGCUCGGCCCAUCUUCCUGCGCCUCCUGCCCAAGGUGGACACCACAGGCACUUUCAAGAUCCAGAAGACACGGCUGCAGCAUGAAGGCUUUGACCCGUGCCAGACCUCCGACCGCCUCUUCUUCCUGGACCUGAAGCAGGGACACUACCUGCCCCUGGACCAGGGUGUCUAUGCCAAAAUCUGCUCCGGCGCCUUCUCCCUCUGAAGCUCCUCUGCUGGCCACAGACUCCUGCCAGGUCCCUCAAGCGAGGUGGGCUGGGGCCAAGAAACGGGACCCCAGGAGGAGCCCGAGUCUCCCCCCCUGCCCUCAUUCUCCGCCGCCUGGUUCCCUGAGCUCUCUGCUUGCCCCUGUCUGCCUGUGCUCUGCUCCUGUGCCUGCCUCUCUCUCCUCUCUGCUCCCUGGCCUUGGCAUCCCUGCCACACCCAUCUGCCCUCGCCUCUUCCCCCUGUUCCCCCCAUCUCUCCUGUUCUCCUCCCCUGUUCUCCUCCCAGGUGCAGAGCAGACAUACCCUGGCAACUUCGGCUUGUUUGGGGCCUCCAUCUGUCAUCCCCUCUGGGUCUUAGACCCAGAGUGGGACCUUCCCACUUCCCUCUCAGCUGUGCCUUAAGGAGCCCCACCUAGUUCAGGCCUCCUGAGGCUGCUGGGUUUCACACAAGGCUGCCGAGUAGUCCUGUGUGAAAUCCAGGCAGGCCUGCAGCCCUCCCUGCCAAACAGAGGAGCCGGGUUGGUCUUCCUGCCCUGCCCAGUGCAGGGGGCAUCAGCAAGGGACUUCCGGGUCAGCUGGAAAUUGCUCCUAGGCGGAGCCAGUUGCCUUUUGCACUUCCCACCCCUCGUGGGUCUCCUGCCUUGCCUGCCUUUCCUGAUACCCUGGAAGCUUCCAGAAUUGACUGUGGUCAUUUGGAUGUUGCCCCUGCCUGAUGUCCCUGUUUGGGCAUCUCCACGGAGCUCCUGCUGGAGGGACCCUGAAGACUACUGGGUGGCUGCUUGGCCCACCACUCAGACACUCACACUGGCAAAUGCCUCUUGGGUGUCACCAUCCAAUGUGGUGGCUAUGGGACCCAUGGGAGUGACCUAGUGGAGAGAGCUCAGCUAUUGGUGGCAUCUGAGAGGGCUUCAGGGGUUCUAGUCGUUGAAUGUCUCUGCUGGCCUUACUAGUGACAGCCUGGACCCUGUGUUGGUGGUGACAUCCUAGAUAAUCCAGCUGGGAUGGCUUGGAUAUCCCCACUGCCUUUCUUGGUGGCCCAUCCUGUACUCCUGUUGCUGGGGCUGGCCACUCUGCCUGCCUGCCUGCCAAUCGGUUCCUCCGGCAGCACCAUCCAGCACCUAGAACACACAGUAGGGCCAGUAGCAAGUGGACCUGCAUUGUUUUGCACGGGUCUUUCUAAGCACGAAGGUUUUGUUUCCUACUUCAGCUUAAGAAAUAAACCUGCAGAAUAUCCAGUGCCCGAAGGGAGCACAGUCAUUCACUGUCCUGUGGAACACUUUCUGAGUGUCAGAAGGCAGGAUCCUCCCUGGGAACGUGCUCCACCAGACACAAGCAAGGCAAACAUGGCCUUUUCUUGUUGCCCUGUUGCCUGUUUUUGCACCUGCAAGGCCUCGCAGGAGUGGAUGACACAGGUUAACAUUCUUGCUGCUUCCCUGUGGCCUCCAGGGCCUCGCCAGAGCCUCAGUUUUUGCAGGGGAUGGUCAGCCAGUCCACCUGUGUGUUCCAACAGCUACAGAGGAUGGCCCA
Messenger RNA from Phyllostomus discolor (pale spear-nosed bat), 3687 nucleotides. It is a transcript of the gene SLC27A1, whose product is annotated as solute carrier family 27 member 1. The transcript is spliced from 13 exons. The coding region runs from base 219 to 2159 and encodes 646 amino acids. Gene Ontology annotation, molecular function: long-chain fatty acid-CoA ligase activity; fatty acid transmembrane transporter activity; long-chain fatty acid transmembrane transporter activity. Lineage: Eukaryota; Metazoa; Chordata; Mammalia; Chiroptera; Phyllostomidae. Gene Ontology annotation, biological process: phosphatidylinositol biosynthetic process; medium-chain fatty acid transport; response to insulin. The record is from RefSeq and is a predicted model, not a curated record. Gene Ontology annotation, cellular component: mitochondrial inner membrane; plasma membrane.